CAGUGACUCACAGACACUAUACAUGCUGCAGGCUUAUUUUUGAAUUUUUUUUUAAAUUUUCAACUUGAUCAAUUAACUCAGUGUUAAAUGAUUCUCUGACAGAGCUGGAGGAAGAAGUUUGGAGUUUCAGUGUCAAGACGCUACUUUUGUUUGUGGGGAAACUAUGAGGAACGUGGAGCAGUGAUUUUUUAAAUUUUAAAUUUUUAUUUCUCAUCCAGGUGACAGCUGACAAGGAGGAAGAUGGAGAACAAGGCCAUGUACCUGAGCACGUACGAAGAGAGGGAGAGCGGCUCCAUGUACGAAGAGGCCUACGACGGACACAACCUGUCCAAGCUCAACCUGUGUGACGAAGGUUCUGGAAAGCGUCGCAGGAAGCCGGAUCAGUGCUGCGCGCACCUGAACUCGCUGUCGGCCAUCAAGUACGCCAUUGUUUCCCUCUACAUCCUGGUUCUCCUCACCAUCUUCGGACUCUGCCUGACAGUCUCCAGAUACCAGGUCUCGUCGCAGCGGCAGGAGGUGCUGAUGGAGAACGUGACCCGCAUGUCGGAGCGCUCGCGGCUGCUCCAGCAGAACCUGGGCGAGGCGUCCACUCAGGCCGACCUGCUGGAGAACAUCUGGAAGCUGGAGAACCUCUUCCAGAACCACAGUGACUGGCUGCAGAGGCUGGAGAACCUCAUCAAGGGCGUGGAGGUGGAGCUAAGGAGCGUCCAGGCCUACUCCCUCCAGGCGGAGGGCUACCUGGUGCAGCUGGACGACAGGUUGUCCUCCCUGAGCAGCUCCGCCGGCAGGAACCUCACGGGCUUGAUUGCGGAGGUGGCGCGAGCCUCCACCUGGCUCCGCGACCAGGACCACCUGCUCCGGGAAACCACGGGAAAGGUGAGCGGGCUGAGGGAGAAACUGGACGAGGUGAACUGGACGGUGGGAGCUGUCAACCACACCUUCAGCAAUGACAUCAGUGUCCACAACUUGAAGAUACAGGACUUGCAGAUCCAGAUCAGCAACAUAACGGAGGACACCAGCAGUUUGUGGGUGACCCACGUCCACACGGAGGCGCAGCUGAGGAACGAGAUGGAGAUCCUCAACACCAUCACGGAGGACCUGCGUCUGAAGGACUGGGAGCACUCCUUGACCCUGAAGAACCUCACCAUCAUCGAAGGGCCUCCGGGACCAAAGGGAGAUAAGGGUGACACUGGACAGCUGGGCCCCCCUGGCGCCCCCGGGCUGACCGGCUUGAGAGGGUUUACGGGAGAAAAGGGCUUCCAGGGCCCUCGGGGAAUGAAGGGGUCGGUCGGGGUCGAAGGUAAUCUGGGAGAAAAAGGAGACAUUGGACCUGCUGGGCCUAGAGGUGACAGAGGAGAAAAGGGGCCGAAGGGGGAGAAGGGGGAACGGGGCGACCGAGGAGAGAAAACAGUGGACGAGACGCUGGUGCGCUUGGUGAACGGGUCGGGCGCCCACGAGGGCCGCGUGGAGGUCUUCCACGAGCGCCGCUGGGGCACGGUGUGCGACGACGUCUGGGACAAAAAGGACGGAGACGUGGUGUGUAGGAUGCUGGGAUACCGAGGGGCCGCGCAGGUCCACAAGACGGGACGCUUCGGACAGGGUUCCGGUCUGAUCUGGAUGGACGACGUGGCGUGCGCGGGGACCGAGGACACCAUCCACCAGUGUGACUUCUCCGGCUGGGGCAAGACCAACUGCGGCCACGUGGAGGACGCCGGCGUGACCUGCGCCGUCUGAAAAAAAACAACCCCUGGGACGAUCGCCAACUGCUCCUGCGGCGGCCCGACGUCUCCUCCGGCGGCGCCUCGAACUUUUAAGGAGACGCCGCGAGGCGCACAACAGUCCCACCGCGAACACUUUCCGACUCCGUGCAGCGAGAAUUCCGUUUUUACUGACUGCCCGUUCGGGGUCGCUCCUCGGGCGGACGGCCGGCCGCGCGACAGGAGUCUUCGUCAGACUGAAUCCCAGAGCUCACCUGUCUUCGAACGAAGGGUCGAAGGUCAGCAGGGUGGAGCCGUCCCCCCCCCCGUGAGGUUAUAGGUUGUUUUUACCCCUCCGUUAAAAAAACCGAUCCGGCAAAUUCAUCGCGCGAGAGCCGUCGUCUGUCAGCCGUCGUCUCCGAAGAUGCUGAGGAGCGGAAUCGGCACAAAAAGGGAAACUGUGUCAGUGAUGGACUGAUUCUUUUCUAUUUACAGGCAGCUGCUCUUCUCAGUGUGGCUUCAUCAUGUAUCAUGUACAGUUGCUCGGUAAGCACUAAGCAGUCAUCUGGUGGGUUCCAACUGCGGCGGACGUUUUUCUUCCAACCGUACAGUUUCAACCAUCACAUGUCUUUUUAUACCCACGUUUCACCGAAUCAGUGCCUAUUUGUAUAUUAUUAAAAAAGAAUGUUUUAUGAAAUUUGAAAUCUGCAGCUAACGGAUUUUGUACAAAUGGGAAACAGUCGCUGCGGUCGACAGAUGAAGUGAUUAUGAAGAAGAGGGAACAGAUGAGUAUAAACAGAUGGGUGGAUGGACGCCUGCCCCACACAAUCGAUCACAGUUGGUCCGUCGGUGUUUACUGCCUGAAGUUGGGUUGUUUCAGUGCGCGCGCGCACACACACACACACACACACACACACACACACACACACACACACUAACACACUCACACACACACACUAACACUAACACACUCACACACACACACACACACUAACACAC
This is a messenger RNA of Scophthalmus maximus (turbot), 2696 nucleotides long. RefSeq names its product scavenger receptor class A, member 5 (putative) (gene scara5). The transcript has 12 exons. Lineage: Eukaryota; Metazoa; Chordata; Actinopteri; Pleuronectiformes; Scophthalmidae. Gene Ontology annotation, biological process: iron ion transmembrane transport. Bases 241 to 1734 code for a protein of 497 amino acids. The record is from RefSeq and is a predicted model, not a curated record. Gene Ontology annotation, molecular function: ferritin receptor activity. Gene Ontology annotation, cellular component: plasma membrane.